This is a messenger RNA of Pieris macdunnoughi, 2007 nucleotides long. Lineage: Eukaryota; Metazoa; Arthropoda; Insecta; Lepidoptera; Pieridae. The record is from the annotation of a GenBank genome assembly.
AUGCCCAGAAGUCUUAUUUUAGUAGUUUUUGUAACUAAACUACUUACGCGUACACGUGCAAACUUUCUUUCAUCGAACCAAAAUCUUAUCAAGUUUCGUACCAAUACAUCGUCAAAAACACCGAAAGUUAUAGGAAGAAUGGAUACUAAUGAUGACUUAAUGUGUGGUGAUGACGGUGAUGUAUUAGAAGAUACAUUUGGUGAUGAGUUUGAUAACUUUCGUCCAUUACCAGACGGAGAAUUUACAAUAAAAAGUAAAAAAUAUAAUAAUUUUGUGUUGGAUUUGUCUGAAAAUGUCGAUGGUGGUAUUAUCCAUAGUAACGAAUAUAACAGUGGGGAUAAUCAAACAUGGUUAAUUAAUUAUGAUUCCGAUAAAGAAGGUUAUAUAUUGAAGAGUAAACAAAAUUCUGAUCUAUUCCUGAGCUGGAAUAGUCAUGAUGUGACUAAAGAAAAUAAUCUUCGCGGUUUCACAAAUAAUGAUAGCAAGAACCAUUACUGGCGUAUCGAACAGACCGAUGACGGAUGUUAUAAAUUUAAGAAUUUAGAUAAUUUACAUGUCUUUAUAACAAUUCAGGAUAUAUUUAGUUCAUUUGGUGGAAAACAAGUUACAAUGGAUACAGAAAUUUCUUCUGAUAAAGAGAACAAUCAAAAAUGGAUACUUAAUCCUGUCUAUUUUCAGACUAUACAAGAUGGCCACUAUAAUAUAUUUAAUCGUAACCUGCCAGAUAUAGUCGUAGGCUCUGAUAAUCAAGAGGACUCUUUGGUUCAUGCUCAAAGCUACUCUGUCAAGGAAAAUCAAGAGUGGAAGUUUAGUUACGAUAGUGAAAAGGAAGCUUAUAAAAUAAAAUGUGCGCUUAAUUCAGAUCUAUUACUAACAUUGAAUAGUAAUACUGCGUCUAAAGAAAUGGUUCUUGUAGCAUAUAAAGAUAGUGGUAACAAGAGCCAAUAUUGGCGUAUCGAACGGACCGAUGACGGGUCUUAUAGACUUAGAAAUUUGGAACAUUUAAAUUUGAUUUUAAUUUUAAGUGCUGCAUCCUUUGACAGUCAAGGAGGCGGACUUAAACUAAUAGUUGAUAAAGAUUCUAGCGAUGAUGCCAAUAUUCAUUCACGUUGGACAAUUAAACCUGUCUCUUAUCAGUCCAUCUCAGAUGGUGAUUAUAAUAUAUUUAAUAGUAAUUUGACAGACAUAGUUAUUGAGUAUAGCAAUCGAGAGGAUUCCUUGGUUCACGGUCACAGCUACAGGGGAAAUGAUAGCCAAACAUGGACGUUUGUAUAUAAUAAAGAGAAAAAAGCUUAUAAAAUAAAAAAUGCUCUAAGUACCGACCUUUUGCUGUGCUGGGAUAGUAAUGCUACGUCAGAAGAAACGUUUCUCAGAGCAUAUUCCGAGAGCAGUGGUAAGAAUCAAUAUUGGCGCAUCGAAAAGGUUAAUGACGGAUCAUACAGACUUAGGGAUCUAGAGAAUACAGAAAAGUUAAUAACUAUGAUUGACAAAGACAGUGCACAAGGAGGCAAAGAACUUAUAGUGACCGAUAGUAAAGAAAGUGGACAUGACAGAAUUACUAUUUCGAGUAGUUGGUUUUUGCAAAAAAUAGGAAAACCAGCUAUACCGAAUGGUAAAUUUAAAAUUGCAACGAAGUCAAAUUAUAGAAAGGUAAUUAAUUCAAAUCAAGAAUCAAAGUUGAUUAUUAUUGAUAAUCUAAAUCUUGUAACUAGCGAUUGGGAAAUUAAGUAUGAUUCAACUAAAAGAGCAUAUACAAUACAUUCGUCAAAAUUUGAAAACCUAGGAUGGGUAUAUCAAAAUAAAAACUGUUUUGUUACGUUAGAUAAUAUAGAUGAGUCUAAUCUUCGAAAUUAUUGGAUGGUAGAAUAUAAAAUGCAGGCUGGUGGUUAUUUAAUAAGAAGCUUAUGUGACCCAUCACAAGCAGUGAGCUAUUCUGACAACAAUCUCAUAACAACUGAUAAUGCAACAUACUCUGAUAACCAAUUGUUUAAUUUUAUAAGAAACUAA